UUCCCGGGGAAGAUGUGGCGAUCCUCUCCUCCCCAGAAGCCAGUCAGUUCUGAGGCUAGAAGCUCAAAAUCAAGGAGUCAGCAAGGCCAUGCUCCCUCUGAAGGCUCUAGGGAAGGACCCUCCCUUCCUGUUUCAGCUUCUGGUGGCCCCAGGAACAGUUUGAUAGAUGACGCUAAGGCCCGCUUAAGAAAACAUGACGUUGGGACCAAAUAUUCUCACUUGUUGUCUAACAAAUGUUCCAUCCUUUUACCGUUGUUGGCUAAAGAAGGAAAACUCUACCUGUUGUUCACCCUUCGGUCAGAGAAGCUGAGAAGGUCACCUGGAGAGGUCUGCUUUCCUGGAGGCAAGUACGAACCUACAGAUGCGGAUGACGUGGCCACGGCUCUCCGGGAAGCCCAGGAGGAAGUGGGGCUGCAUCCUCAUCAAGUGGAGGUCGUCUGCCGCCUGGUACCAGUGCUGUUUGAUAGAGAUACAUUGAUAACCCCUGUUGUAGGAUUUAUAGACUCCAACUUCCAGGCCAAGCCUAACCCCGAUGAAGUUAAGAAUGUGUUCCUGGUGCCUCUGGAAUAUUUCCUGCAUCCCAGCGUCUACCAGCAGAAUCACCUGACACGCGCUGGUCAUCAUAUUAUUAUUCACUGCUUUGAGUACACGAACCCUGAAGAUGGUGUGACUUAUCAUAUCCGGGGAAUGACUGCAAAAUGUGCCUUGUUUGUUGCCUUAAUUAUUCUGGGAAAAAAACCCUCCUUUGAGGUUGAAUUUAAUCUCAACGAUCUGAUGUCAUCCUCUGAAGAGUCUUUACUGAAGCUUCAUAAACGUGCUACAAGCAAGUUAUGAUUUAUGAGACCAAUACUCAAAUAACUCUCUAAACGGUGUUUGUGUGGGCUUUUCCACAGAACAACAAUAAUGCCAGCUGUUGGAAUUUGACAGGUACGAAUGUUUCCUGCAAUAUGAGGGUAAAAACCUUGCCUUUUUUCCAGUUCCCCUCUAUUAUCUGAAAAAGCAAAAGUCUUUCAAAAGUAGAAAAAUGGGGACUUCCCUGGUGGUGCAGUGGAUAAGACUCCACACUCCCAAUGCUGGGGGCCCAGGUUCAAUCCCUGGUCAGGGAACUAGAUCCCACAUGCAUGACGCAACUAAGAGUUCAUGUGCCACAACUAAGAAGCCCACCUGCCACAACUAAGACUUGGUGCAACCAAAUAAGUAAAUAAAAAUAAAAAUUAAAAAAAAAAAUUUUUUUUAAGUAGAAAAAUAUGUUUAUACUGUUGCAUAAUUUCACCCACAGUAUAUCUAACAAUGCUUUCCUUACACAUGUAAGAAAAAGGGUCAGGCACAUAGCAGGCACUUAAUAAAUAUUUGUUAAAUGUA
Molecule: messenger RNA, 1362 nt
Organism: Globicephala melas (long-finned pilot whale)
Lineage: Eukaryota; Metazoa; Chordata; Mammalia; Artiodactyla; Delphinidae
Gene: NUDT7
Product: nudix hydrolase 7
Biological process (GO): coenzyme A catabolic process; nucleoside diphosphate metabolic process
Molecular function (GO): manganese ion binding; coenzyme A diphosphatase activity; magnesium ion binding
Source: RefSeq, a predicted model, not a curated record